This is a messenger RNA of Sinocyclocheilus anshuiensis, 675 nucleotides long. Its product is annotated as PWWP domain-containing protein MUM1-like. The record is from RefSeq and is a predicted model, not a curated record. The transcript has 6 exons. NCBI's taxonomy places the organism in Eukaryota, Metazoa, Chordata, Actinopteri, Cypriniformes, Cyprinidae. The coding region runs from base 40 to 675 and encodes 211 amino acids.
CUUUGCAUUGUGACAGGUGUGGGGUUUGACUUCCAGGAGAUGGACAUGCCUUUCAUUCGAAAGUGGUGGUGUCUUCUUCUGAUAGAGCGCUUCAGAAUAGAAGGGCAUGGUCAGCGGUUUGCCUUCUGGACUGAUGAGGCCAGAAGCUUGGUCCAAGGAACUCUUCAGCCUGUCUACAGAGUGCCAAGACAGAGUGCUGUCUCUGAGAAAGUCCCAGUCCACAUUGAGGCUGUCGAUGACCGCACCACAGAAGAAAAGAGACUGGUGGACUUUAUAGUAAAGUUACAGGGAUCUGAGGAGCAUUUGGUGGGUGUACUCAACGGGAAGCCCUCUAAGUGGUUGCAUAAGGUAACCUCUUCCCGGGUGCCUGUCUACCUCGACAGUGAGGAACAGCAGGACAUCUUGUUUACUUAUCUGAGAGGAGUGCUGGAUAGGAUACCAACACAAUUGAGCUACACAGAUGAAGUGCAGUUCAUCUGUGAUGUUCUUUUUCCAGAGGCCAUCAUAUAUGCACUGGCUGUCCUCUGGAAUUUCUCCUUGCAGGAGGCUGAGCAGGUCUUCUUUUCUGGUCCAGAUUAUCAUUACAGUGAAGUGGAAGAAUUUAAUAGAAAGAUUCUCUCUCUCUCUCAAGAGCUGAAGCCUACAGCCAUUCAGGCCGAAGCCUGCAGCAACUGA